Molecule: messenger RNA, 8977 nt
Organism: Oncorhynchus keta (chum salmon)
Lineage: Eukaryota; Metazoa; Chordata; Actinopteri; Salmoniformes; Salmonidae
Gene: dab2ipa
Product: DAB2 interacting protein a
Exons: 19
Coding region: 1341-4844 (1167 amino acids)
Biological process (GO): regulation of GTPase activity
Source: RefSeq, a predicted model, not a curated record
GGGCUAAAUACGCCUAGCUUCUACGUCCUAUAAACGUUUCCAAAAAGUAAUGUAUUUAAAAGUAAAUAAGAGAGAAACAAACCCGAAACAAUUUAUCACAGUCUAGGUCUAUGCCAGACAGUUAAUCCUUUAAUUUAAUUAAGGUGUUUAAGGACGUUGUAGCUGUGUCAAAACACGGCCCUAUUUUCUGUCAGCAAGUUUGAUUUUGUAUUUGAAGUGUGAAAUGCACAGCGCGAGGCCAAGAAGUUGUGGAAGCCAUGUGGAUGGUCCUGAAAGUGAGAGUGAACAUUCGCACGGAUUAUUCUCUUACGCUGAAUUUCCAUUUGUAUUCAUCAUGGUGUGAUAUGCGAAACAAUGCUUAAAGUAGAUGACAUGUCUCAAUCAUUAAUAGCUGAGGGAGACGUCACUUUAUUUUUGAAUCGUUAUCCCCGGGAAAAGUGCGCUCUACUUCGAAAUAAUAUGCAGAAUUUGGUGACCCAUCUUUCACGAUGUCAAUUUCAAGGCUGGAUGAGGGUUAUCGAUAUGAAGAGCUCAUCAACUAACUGGAUAUCCUGCGGCCAGCCUUUCACUGAGCCUGCCAUAUGGAAGCCAAAGUUCUGCAUAGUUACCGACUGUCAGCUACUCCUAUUGGACAAACAAGAGAUCCACCCACUGCUGCUGCAGGAGCGCCGGGCCGAGUCGUGCACGGUGUGGCUACUACGUCAUACCCUCACUGUGCCCAGAGACUGCCACACCCUUGGAGACAAAACAGCCCUGGCCACAGACAACAGAACCGUGGGUAUCCGAUCCGAUGCAGGACUCCAGCCCCUAGCUGCUGUACCCCUUAGCUCCUGUGCCCUUAGCUGCUGUGCCCCUUAGCUCCUGUGCCCUUAGCUGCUGUGCCCCUUAGCUCCUGUGCCCCUUAGCUGCUGUGCCCCUAGCUGCUGUUGCCCCUGCAUCACAACCUGGUUGUGUAGAGGAGAAGGUGGCCGGCCAUUGGUCAGGAACUCAGAGAACUGAAGUGAGAGGGAUUCUGAGCUAUGUUUUUUUUAGUGACCAUAUGAUGAAAAGGGAGAGAAGAAGAAAAAACAUGCUGUGUCUUUAAGAGCUGAGUAGCGAAAGCUGGCAGCCAGGCCCUGAGUUGAGCUCAACCCAAUCAUAGUCUUGGAACGGCUGCCAGAUGUAGCGUAGCAGCAGCCAGAACACAGCAGAGCUGCCCCUGCAAAACUAGGCAGCGCUACUCACUGGGACAGGCGGGAGACGAGGAUACAUUUCUGUGCCUCACUCGAUUCUACAUCCUCACGCACACACACGCACAGGGCUGGCAGAAAGGAGUAUGCCUCAUUUGGUGCUGUGAAGUUAUGGAGUUGGACAACGCGGCCAAACCGGAGAGCUACAAUGAGCUCCCUCCUGAGAGGGUGGGUCGCAGGCGCAGCAUGCCGGGCAGCGCUCUGGACAAAAGCCCCUCCAUGGAGCCGGCCACCUCUACCCCAUUCAAAGUCACGGGCUUCCUGAGCCGCCGACUAAAGGGCUCCAUCAAACGCACCAAAAGCCAACCCAAGCUGGACCGCAACAGCAGCUUCAGAAACAUCCUGCCGGGCUUCAAGACCACAGACAAUGACAGAUCCCAUCUGAUGCCGAGGCUGAAGGAAUCGCGGUCUCACGAGUCGUUGCUCAGCCCCAGCAGUGCAGUAGAAGCUUUAGAUCUCAGCAUGGAGGAUGAGGUGUUGAUCAAACCGGUGCACGGCAGCAUCCUGGGCCAGGACUACUGCUUCGAGGUAACUACUUCCACUGGAACCAAAUGCUUUUCGUGUCGGUCAUCUGCAGAGAGGGACAAAUGGAUGGAAAACUUAAGGAGAGCUGUACAUCCUAACAAAGACAACAGUCGGCGUGUGGAGAACCUUCUAAAAUUGUGGAUUAUUGAGGCCAAGGACCUUCCAGCCAAGAAAAGGUAUUUCUGUGAGUUGUGUCUGGACGACACGCUUUACGCACGGACUACCUGCAAAUUCAAAAUGGACAAUGUAUUCUGGGGAGAGCACUUUGAGUUCAACAACUUACCUUCUGUCAAAAGUGUCACUGUCCACCUGUACAAGGAGUCGGACAAAAAGAAAAAGAAGGACAAGAACAACUAUGUGGGCCUGGUCAACAUUCCCGUCGGUGCCGUCACGGGACGCCAGUUUGUGGAGAAGUGGUAUUCUGUGAGCACGCCCAACCCGAACAAAGGGAAAACUCCCGGACCUAUGAUUCGACUCAAGUCGCGGUACCAGAGCAUGAGUAUCCUGCCCAUGGAGUCAUAUAAGGAGUUUGCAGAGUACAUCACCAAUAACUACAUGCUGCUGUGCUCCAUCCUGGAGCCUGGCCUUAGUGUGAAGAACAAGGAGGAGAUGGCCAGUGCCCUGGUUCACAUCCUACAGAGCACCGGCAAGGCUAAGGACUUCCUAACUGACCUGAUGAUGUCAGAAGUGGAUCGCUGUGGGGAGAACGAGCACCUGAUCUUCAGGGAGAACACACUGGCCACCAAAGCCAUUGAGGAGUACCUUAAACUGGUGGGGCAGAAGUACCUGCAGGAUGCACUAGGAGAGUUCAUCAAAGCCCUGUACGAGUCAGAUGAGAACUGUGAGGUGGACCCAGGGAAGUGUUCCUCAGGAGACCUCCCUGAGAACCAGAGCAACCUGAAGAUGUGCUGUGAGCUGGCCUUCUGCAAGAUCAUCGACUCCUACCGUGUUUUUCCGCGGGAACUGAAGGAGGUGUUUGCCUCGUGGAGGCAGCAGUGCAGCAGUCGGGGCCGGCCGGACAUCAGCGAGCGUCUGAUCAGUGCCUCUCUGUUCCUGCGCUUCCUGUGUCCAGCCGUUAUGUCCCCGUCACUUUUCAACCUGAUGCAGGAGUAUCCCGACGACCGCACCGCUCGCACCCUCACGCUCAUCGCUAAGGUCACGCAGAACCUCGCCAACUUCACCAAGUUUGGUAACAAGGAGGAGUACAUGUCCUUUAUGAACCACUUCCUGGAGCACGAAUGGACCAACAUGCAACGCUUCCUGCUGGAGAUCUCCAACCCAGAGACCAUCUCCAACACGGCAGGGUUCGAGGGUUACAUCGACCUGGGCCGCGAGCUCUCAUCCCUGCAUUCCCUGCUGGCCGAGGACGUCUCUCAGCUGGAUCAGAGCACAGCCUCUAAGCUGGGUCCCCUGGCCCGUAUAUUGCGGGACGUGAACUCUGCGCUGACCAACCCAUCUGGGGUCCAGGUGUCCACCCCCACAGAUGGCAUGGGCUCUCCUCCCCUCCCCCUCCCAUUGGCAAGCUGCAGCCUCUCCACCGGCCUACCUCUUCACAAGAUAGUCGUGGACAGCGAGCUCUCUGGGUUGGUGGAUUUUACGAGGCUGCCGUCGCCAACCCCAGAGAACAAGGAUAUAUUCUUUGUGACGAGGAACUCUGGCAUCCAAGAGUCUCCAGCCAGAAGCUCCAGCUACUCGGAGGCCAACGAGGCUGAGGUGCAGCUCCCCAACAGCAGCAAGAGUCUGUCCAUGGUGGACCUGCAGGACAGCCGCAGCCUGGAGAGUACCCCUGGCCCCAGCCCUGGCUCCCCCAGCGACAUGCUCUUCAAUGACAGCCAGUCACCCGUCACCCCUGGGCCUGGGGGUUGGGCCGCCCGCACCCCGCAGGGCAUCAUCCCCACCCCCGGCCCCGGACCCACUCUAAGGAGGACAGGUCAGACCCCUACCACCCCCAGCACAGAGAGCAGCACCCCAGGGAGGCCCACCCAGCUCCUGGCCCCGCUCUCCUUCCAGAACCCUGUUUACCAGAUGGCCACGGGGAUGACCAUGAGCGUGUCCCCGCGGGGUCCCCUGGCUGACUCGGGCUCUGAUGGCCACAGCUCCGUCAGCUCUCAGGGCAACAACACAGAGGACACCCCCAAGCAUCCGGGGGUCUUCCUCACCCAGGGGGUGGCGGUCAGUAGUGGAGGAGGCAGCAGCAGUGAGUUUACCACCCGCCGCCAGCUGUCACUCGGGGAGCACCAGCCCAACGUGCCGCGGCAGAACAGCGCCGGCCCUCAGCGAAGGAUAGACCAGCCCCCUCCGCCUGUCACCAGGGGCAGGACACCACCCAACAUGCUCCAGACAGCCUACCCCGGUCCGCGGCCCUCCAGUGGCAGCAUGAUGUCAUCAUCCCCCGACUGGGGGCCCAGUGGCGGCAACCGUCUGAGACAGCAGUCGUCUUCGUCUAAAGGGGACAGUCCUGAGACCAAGCAGCGCACCAUGCACAAAGCGUCCUCCCCUGUGAACCCCAAUGCCCUGGACCGUACUGCUGCCUGGCUGUUGAAUAUGAAUGUCCAGUAUUUAGACCAUGAGGGAGUUGACCCAGAUACCAAGCACAGGGAAGACCUCAGAAACAAAGAGGAGCUCACCCAGACUGAAAAGUACCAGCAGGAAAUAGCCAUCCUGCAGGACAGGCUGUGUCAGUCAGCCAAGAAGCUGGAGGAGUAUGAGUGUCACCUGAAGGGCCAGGACGAGCAGACCCAGACGAUGCUGCUGGAGUACCAGGCGCGCCUGGAGGACACAGAGGAGCGUCUGAGUCGGCAGCAGGACGACAAGGAGCUCCAGAUGAAGAGCAUCAUCACGAGGCUGAUGUCAGUUGAGGAGGAACUGAAAAAAGAUCAUUCAGAUAUGCAGUCGAUAGUGGACUCUAAACAGAAGAUCAUUGAAGCCCAGGAGAAACGCAUCGCCUCUCUAGAUGCGGCCAACGCCCGCCUGAUGAGCGCUCUGACCCAGCUGAAGGAGCGCUACAGCAUGCAGACCCGUAACGGCAUCUCCCCCACCAAGCUCCAGAUCACGGAGAACGGAGAGUUCAGGAACAGCAGCAACUGCUAGGGAGGGGAGAGGGGGCUAAUCCCAUCUCAAUGACACUUGGGCUGGGGGAGGGAGGAGGAACUACCAACACCCAGCCACUCUCCAGAGAAAUAGAUUUAUACUGUCCAAAUCCAUUAUUUUCAAUGGAUGUGGUCAGGAUCACAGAAAGAAGGGCUAGACUGACUGAAACUGUUGCUUAAAAAUAUAAAGGACUUGAUCAGAUUCAAUCAAAUGUAUUUAUAAAGCCCUCCUUACAUCAGCUGAUUUAACAAAGUGCUGUACAGAACCCCAGCCUAAAACCCCAAACAGCAAGCAAUGCAGGUUUAGAAGCACGGUGGCUAGGAAGAAACCUAGAGAGGUACUAGGCUAGGAGGGGUGGCUAGUCCUCUUCUGGCUGUGCCGUGUGGAGAUUCUAACAGAACAUGGCCAAGAUGUUCAAACGUUCAUAGAUGACCAGCGGGGUCAGAUAAAAAAUAAUCACAGUGGUUGUAGAGGGUGCAACAGGUUAGCACCUCAGGAAUAAAUGUUGGCUUUUCAUAGCCGAUCAUUCAGAGUAUAUCUACCGCACCUGCUGUCUCUAGAGAGUUGAAAACAGCAGGUCUGGGACAAUGUAGCACGUCCGGUGAACAGGUCAGGGUUCCAUAGCCGCGGCAGAACAGAACUGGAGCAGCAGCACGACCAGGUGGACUGGGGACUGGGGACAGCAAGGAGUCAUCAUGCCAGGUAGUGCUGAAGCAUGGUCCUAGGGCUCAGGUCCUCCGAGAGAGAGAGAAUUAGAGGGAGCAUAUGAGCAUACUUAAAUUCACACAGAACACCAGAUAAGACAGGAGAAAUACUCCAGAUAUAACAGACUGACCCUAGCCCUCCGACACAAACUAUUGCAGCAUAAAUACUGGAGGCUGAGACAGGAGGGGUCGGGAGACACUUUGGCCCUGUCCGACGAUGCCCCCGGACACGGCCAAACAGGCCGGAUAUAACCUUUGCCAAAGCACAGGCCCCACACCAGUAGAAGGAUAUCUUCAACCACCAAUUUACUAUCAUGAGACAACGCAGAGUAUAGCCCACAAAGAUCGGAACGAACCCGGGGGGGGCGCCAACCCGGACAGGAAGACCCCGUCAGUGACUCAACCCACUCAAGUGACGCACCCGUCCUAGGGACGGCAUGGAAGAGCACCAGUAAGUCAGUGACUCAGCACCCGUAAUAGGGUUUGAGGCGAGGCAGAGAAUCCCAGUGGGAAGAGGGGAAACGGUCAGGCAGAGACCGCAAGGGCGGUUUGUUGCUCUGUGCCUUUCCGUUCACCUUCACACUCCUGGGCCAGACGACACUCAAUCAUAGGACCUACUGAAGAGAUGAGUCUUAAUUAGGUUGAGACCAAGUCUGCGUCUCUCACAUGGAUAGGCAUUCCAGAUUGACUUUAGAGAAAGCUAUAACGUCUACACCUGGCUGCAAGACAUCCUAAACUCGCUAUCCUAGUACAUAAAACAACAGUUGUGCUGUUAUCUUAGAGCCUGUUUUGAAGUGAUUUGAACAAUUAUAAGCUUUAAUGUUUCCGGUUUCUCAUCUCCACUUAUAAUUUCCAGUCACUGUGUUUAUAUAGCACCUGGUGCUAAAAGAGGACGCUUGUUUAUGGACCCUAUGUUUUCAGAGUUUAGUAAACAGAGUAAGUACGUCAUACUCACAGCCAAGCUGUUUCUUCCAGCAAUAGUAUAGUACAGCACAAGUGUAGUAUAGUACAUUGUAGCAUCAAUAUUUGAUUUUACUCAAUGGCUGUUUUUUUAUCCCAGUGUUUUGUUUUGUUUUACUUCAAAAGCAUACAGUAUAUGUUGCCAAGUGAACAACUCUAUCAGUGAAAGCCUCCUCAUGUUGACAAGCUUUUGAAAUUUUCCCGAAAGCACGUCCCAAUAGAAAGUGUUUCUAUAUACUUCCUGUAUAUUUUACGUAUACUCUGCUGUUCUUACCUCAUCAGGACUACAGUAGCACAACAAACGUGCUGUGUUUUAAAUUGAUAAUGGUAAAGAAAGAGCUCAGCUAUAUCAUUUUUUGCAUACUUUGUAUAUGCUUAAAUAUUAGUAUAUUUAGAGGUUUACAUACCUCGUAGAUGUAUAUAAAAUGUUCACAGUAUUUAUAUUGAUUGUCUGGAAGGGGAAUAGUAUUUUGUACUGUAUAUGUUCAUUGUGUUAAACUCUGCUGUGCUAAUAUUGCAAGACAAUAGUAAGAGUUUGAUUGUAAUUGUAUGUCUACUUCAGUAGACAGUUCACACAUCGUUUCCCCCAUUAUCCCCUUUUCAUAUGUGGGUUCUUUGUUAAAAAUGAAUAAUUUAUUGAUGCUAUUAUAUAAUAUUGAUAAACAUAGUUUACUGUUUUGUCCUCUGCGUAUCUGAAUUGUUAUGUGUAGGCCAAACCUUCACUGUUUGCAGUUUGACAGUGCUGAAUAGAAUAGGACUGAACUCAAAUACCUGGCCACUCCUCUGGCCACUCCCCUGGCCACUCCCCUGGCCACUCCUCUGGCCACUCCUCUACCCUUGCGUUUCUGGAAGAGUCAUUUCACUAACGGCCCUACACAAACACUCCUUCAUUUAGAAUACCUUCUAUCCAAAGUGAGUGAUGAACGUCUCUUCCGGGCAGUACAUCCACAUGGGGUUUUAGGCUGUAACUGAGGUAUAAACCAGAUUCAUUGUCAGUUCAAGUUCCCUCUAGUGUUGAUUGAAGCUAUGAACAUGGAGUGGACUUAAGGCCUUUUUUGGAGUCUUAUUUAAGAUGCAGGUAGCUAACUUUAGCAACCUUCAAAGGUGGUCUCAACAAGUGGCUUUGCAUGACUUCUCAAUUCUGACUUCUGCUAAUUCUCAUCUGAAAACACCAGUGGUCUGCUUUCAGGAAAUUAGUCACCUGAAUUACUGUGUUGACCUGUGUUUUGGUCUGUGGAAAUGUUAAGCUUAAACAUAAUUUGAUUUUUUUUAUCAACUAGACUAUUGUUAAAGUACGUUAUGUUUUAUUUAAAUGUAAAGUUAUGUGUAAAGUGGUAUUUAUGUUAUGCUAUAAAUUAUGUUUGUUUCAAUCAGUUCAACAUUAUUUAUUGAAUAUCUUUGUUUUUUUGUUUUAAUAAAAUGCUGAAUAGUAUUUGUCAGUCUGUGAUGGAUUGUGUUGAAGCUGCAGUUAUAGAACAUCUGCAUUCUGAUAGCAAUGUGCUGCAGGUAUAGAACAUCUACAUUCUGAUAGAAAUGUGCUGCAGGUAUAGAAUAUCUGCAUUCUGAUAGCAAUGUGCUGCAGGUAUAGAACAUCUACAUUCUGAUAGAAAUGUGCUGCAGGUAUAGAACAUCUGCAUUCUGAUAGCAAUGUGCUGCAGGUAUAGAACAUCUGCAUUCUGAUAGCAAUGUGCUGCAGGUAUAGAACAUCUGCGUUCUGAAAGCAAUGUGCUGCAGGAAUAGAACAUCUGCAUUCUGAUAGCAAUGUGCUGCAGGUAUAGAACAUCUGCAUUCUGAUAGCAAUGUGCUGCAGGUAUAGAACAUCUGCAUUCUGAUAGCAAUGUGCUGCAGGUAUAGAACAUCUGCAUUCUGAUAGCAAUGUGCUGCAGGUAUAGAACAUCUGCAUUCUGAUAGCAAUGUGCUGCAGGUAUAGAACAUCUGCAAUCUGAUAGCAAUGUGCUGCAGGUAUAGAACAUCUGCAUUCUGAUAGCAAUGUGCAUCUAUUUCCCUCAAGUGUUCAUGUUGCACCCAACCUGCACACAGUAAAUCUCUUUGGAGGAUUUAAAUUGAUUUUCUCUUUCAAAGCGAAAGGUGCGUCCUCCUGCUUUGGUGUUAUUUUAUUCAAAGGAAAUAAUAUAUACUGCACUGCAAUAGAAACCACAGAUCAGUUCACAGUAUAGUGCAUCUUCGUUGUCUCCCAGUUCUUUUAGGGACGUUUUGCCAACGAUUUGCAAAAGAGUGACCAAAACUAUUCUCUUUCCUUUUUCCUUGCCCUAUAUAAUACUGAACAAUAUUUUUGCCAUGCUGUUACUGCAAACUCCUUACUGCAAACAUUUCUAUGAAUGUUAAAAUAAUAAUGUUAUGUGUAUAAAUGGUAACAAGAAUAGGCCUAUCAUUGUAAAAGUAAAAACAUGUAUGUAAUUUAUGUAGAAAUGCAACUACAAUUAAAGAUUUAUUUCGCUAAUUUAAUCA